GGAGGGGAGGGGAGGAUGUAAAAAUGUAAAGCGGCAACGGCGAGCUGCACCGCGGCUCGAGUCCACGGCCACGAACACUCGGAAGGAACCAUGUGGAGGGUGGACUGCUGCCCCGUCACGAGGAUGCUGCUGCUGCUGCUGCUGCCGCUCUUCAUCUUUUCCACUUUCCUCUGCGUUCCUGGGGAUUGCCUUUUUGCGACCGAAUACUUCACCCGAACGCCUCGUAAGCUCAGCGCUUUCAACUCCUUCGCCAGUGUGGAACUGUUCCACUUCAAUGUGCCUGACGACACCAUGAUGGCCCUAUGGAACCUCAUUACCUUCAAGGAACAAGGCGGUACCUUCGGAGACAGCUGCCCCAAUCGCAAUGUUACUGUGUACUUCAGGUCCGGCGCUCCUCCGGUAAUCAACCCCCUGAGCACUCACUUCCCUCGGGAUACGGUCGUGCCAGGAUCCUUCGCGGUGACUCUGACCUGGACGCUCCCGAACAGAACCACUGGAGCGUUCAACGUGACCAGCCCGCUCCCUGGGGACUGGUUCCUGGCUGCCCAUCUACCCAAGGAUGAAGGCAAGAUCUCAGUCAAGGGUCUGUCUGAGGAGUGCCAGUAUUUGUUCCAACCUCAGCUCAUCGUCCAGAGGCUCGUUGGGAUCGCCGUGCUCUAUCCGGGAUACUUCAUUGACCAGAUGAUCCCCGCUCACAACAGAUCUGCUCUUUACAAAGUGUUUGUGCCCAAUUACAUAUCGACGGUGAAAGUUCAGCUGUUGAACUGCGGCGUCAGGAACAAGAGCGGCGACACUUGUCCCGUGGUGUUGAAGAUAAGAGCGCGGGCGCCACCUGUGCACAAUUCCAGCGCCCUCGACUGCCGGGAGUGGAGCCCCUGCGAGCUGGACGCCUUGGCGGCCGCCUGGGAACGAUGGUACUACGUCCUCGUGGAGAGAUACCUCACCAACGCCGACGUCUACUUCCGCAUCGGCGUGCAGGUUACAGAUUGCAGCAAGUCCAACGCAUCCAAGGAGCAGUCCUCUGCCAGCUCAUCCAUGAACAUGCCGCAGUCGUUCGGCACGGCGAUGGCGCUCUCCUUGUCCGACAGCCUCUCGGCGGCCGUCCCGGGAAGCCCGUGGUACAACGGCACUCGCCCGCACGCCUCGGGGGACGGCGUGGUUUACCUGGCUCCCCCCACCGACACCGACAAGUGCUGGCCCAUCCGCCCGACUCUUCGCAACGAGCUGGACACCUUCUCGGUGCACUUCUACGUCUUCUUCGGUCCCAACAUUUCCAUUCCGCCGGACAGAGCGGCCGUGUUCGCCAUCAACCUCAUGCCCGUCUUAGACAGCGGCGGCGUUCUCAACAUGGAGCUCAAGCUCAACAUGUCGACGCUUAAAGACAAGAAUGUCACCGUGCGUGGCUGUCUGACUCACGGGAUGCCGCUCUUCCUUUGGCAAAACUCAUCAUUGAAAUGUGAAUCAGAAUCCGUUGCCGGGUUUUUCCUCUCCGUGAACACCUCCACGAAUGUCACCAAACUCAGGAUUCCAUACCCUCAGACGGGCACGUGGUACCUCAGUCUGCGCUCUCUAUGUGCCACACAACACGGUUUUGAGGCGUGCGCCAACCUCACGGCCGAGGUGUACAUGCGCGCCUACCUGACGCCGUGCAUCAACGACUGCGGCACGUACGGACAGUGCAAGCUGCUUCGCACCAACAACUACCUUUAUGCCGCCUGUGAAUGCAAAGCUGGCUGGGAAGGCUGGGGCUGCACGGACAAUUCGGAGGCCUACUCGUACAGCUUCCAGCUGCUCUCCACCCUGCUCCUGUGUCUCAGCAACCUCAUGUUCGUCCCGCCCGUGGUCAUCGCCGUGCGCAGCCACUAUCUGCUGGAGGCCUCGGUCUACAUCUUCACCAUGUUCUUCUCCACCUUCUACCACGCGUGUGACCAGCCGGGCAUCGUGGUCUUUUGCAUCAUGGAGUACGAUGUUCUGCAGUUCUGCGAUUUCCUCGGUUCCCUCAUGUCAGUGUGGGUCACGGUCAUCGCCAUGGCCAGGCUCAAGUCCAUCAUCAAACAGGUGCUAUAUUUGCUGGGGGCCAUGUCCCUCUCCAUGGCUUUGCAGCUGGACCGUCACGGUCUGUGGAACCUGCUGGGACCCAGCUUGUUUGCUCUGGGCAUCAUGGCAGUGGCAUGGACGGUGCGCACCAUCCGCCGGCGGCGAUGUUACCCGCCCACCUGGAAGCGCUGGGUGUUCUUCCUGUUCCCCGGCACGGCCAUCGCCACGUCGGCCGUGGCUCUUUACGCCUUCGUGGAGACGGAGGAGAACUACUUCUACAUCCACAGCAUCUGGCACAUGCUGAUCGCCGGCAGCGUGGGCUUCCUCCUGCCGCCCCGCGCCAAACCCGACGCCAAGGUGACGCCGCUCAAACGCAGGCGAGGCUGCGGCUACCAGCUGUGCGUCAACGAGCACGAGGAACUGGGCCUGGUGGACCCGGCCAUCAUCUCCAUAAACAGCAUCUGCACCAGCUGAUGAACUCCCACGCUCUUCUUUUACCUUUGGUGACACUUCAUUGCCUUCUUUGACUCGGGACGUUCACGCACGGGAAAUAAGCCACAGAACUCGAAGAACAGAUGUAAAUACUUUUAUGCAGACAAUGACACCUGGUCGGCGGUCUUCUUGUUGUCAUGGUUACCACCGCUGUCCUCCGUAAAGCGAGGCAACGCCGCACCAUUUGGCCGGUUCUCGCCUAGCGGUCCAAGUCAAGCCCGUUUUAUUUAGAUUGCUCCGAAUCACACCGGAAGGCACUGAUGUGUACAUCAGAGCGGCUCAAGAACCGCACUCCUCAGACAUCCUGGAGCGGAACCUCGAUUUGACCGGAACCAACGAGAUGCCCGAAUUCAACGGACGGACAACGGUGUCCGUCCGAUGAACUUCAAAGGCCCCUUGGUCCCUUUCAAAGUCGGUGAGUUCCAGAAUUUCCGCACCGCAGACACACGCUGGCCGCUUGCGCCGCCCCAUGAGCAGUAAUAGUCCCGUGCGAUGUCACGGAUUCUAUUUGCCGCAACCUAUCCCAGAGGGAUUGGUCGCCAAACAAUCGCUGUCGCUCAACAGAGGCAACCGACCGAGGUCAGUCGUUCAAACCCGAACAGAGACGCUUUGCUUUUCAACAAGCGUUCUGGUCACUCGUGAAAACUAGUUGCCGAAGCCCAGUCACUUUUGCCGUACCCCACCUUUGGCCCUCCAGCUCACCCGUGACCCUAAUGAGGACAAGCGCGGUCGAAAAUGGACGGAUGAGUGCUCCGCGGCAGCGUGAGCCCCAUCGAUUUGGACUCCGCUCGGUGCAUUGGGGGCGGUUUUCGUUGGCCGCUCUUGAGCCAUGGCUUGGCGGGGGUCCACUUUGGCGCUUUUGUCAGUUACCAUGGAGACAGGUGCAAGUACUUCUGCUGUGUGUAUAGUCGUAAGUCGUUCUGCUGAAGUACUGUUUGCGUGCAGCGGUACACGCGCUUGUUUGUGAAUAUGCAUUCAAAGUCAAGGCUGCUAUUUGACGGUGACUGUACAACUGCUUGUGUCGGUUAUUUAUUCAAACGGGCUUUUGACAUUUUACUUACAGGGUUUUGCGAUUACGGGCUCCUCACCAACCUCCACUUACUGCAAGCAAAAAAUGUGACUCUGACAGAAUUCAUCAAGCUUUCUGUUAAAGUUACGCUUUAACCAAUUUAAAGAAGUCAUCGCAAAGAAAAGACUCGUACAGAGGGAUAAGACCUUUUUUUGGGGGAGUAGGAAUUCUCAUCUUACCAAUGGUGUAUAAGAGUUAUUGCAAAACCAGAAAUACAAAGCCAGCGUCAUUUGGAAAUAUAUCACAGUGAGAAUUAAUCAGUUGAAUCCAAUUUUAUUGAUUCGAAAAAAAUUCAAAUGGAAUAUUUGACAAGCAAUAACUGACAAUUUAUCUAUUCAAAUGUAAUUUGUAAAAACUGAUUUUCUCCGAGAUGCCCUUGUGGG
This is a messenger RNA of Syngnathus acus (greater pipefish), 3981 nucleotides long. It is a transcript of the gene tmem8b, whose product is annotated as transmembrane protein 8B. The transcript is spliced from 13 exons. The coding region runs from base 91 to 2511 and encodes 806 amino acids. Lineage: Eukaryota; Metazoa; Chordata; Actinopteri; Syngnathiformes; Syngnathidae. The record is from RefSeq and is a predicted model, not a curated record. Gene Ontology annotation, cellular component: plasma membrane.